Messenger RNA from Arabis nemorensis, 597 nucleotides. NCBI's taxonomy places the organism in Eukaryota, Viridiplantae, Streptophyta, Magnoliopsida, Brassicales, Brassicaceae. The record is from the annotation of a GenBank genome assembly.
AUGGAAGAUCCUAGUCCGGACCCCCCGGACUCAUGCUUCCGAUCUCCUCCGCCGUCCUCCAUCUUAGUCGGUCGGAGCUUCUCGGUUGCCUCUCCGGUGUUUCUCGAGUCUCCAUCCGGACGGUCGUCGCUGGCCGGAUUUGGCUUCAACCGCAAUGCUCUACCGCUCGACAACUUAUUCACCCUCCAUCACCGCCGGUUUAUGCCGAAGAUCUCUCUGGAUCUUAACGGCACCAGAUCGGAAAGUUCGGAUAGCUAUCGACGGAUAGUAACACCAUCCCCUGGCUACGUUUCCCUUCGAUUCGACUCAGUGUCGCAGCUCCAUGGCCGAAGGUUGAAGAGCUCUUACUCUACUCCCUCGCCGCGAGCCCGUGUUACUGUAUUGGGCCCAUCCAAUCUUCCCCUUUCCAUCGCCGGCCAUGAUCCCCGCUCCAACAAAGGUGUUGAUGAGCUUCUGAAUUGCAGUGUCCCGUCACCGUUCCUGGUGGUGGUUUGCCCCGAGCACUCACCGUCACCGUCUGCCGAUACACUGGAUUCCAUCGCGACAAUAACAACAACAAAGUUUGGGCUUGGGCUGUUCAAUCGAGUGGGCUUUUAA